Molecule: messenger RNA, 1959 nt
Organism: Fundulus heteroclitus (mummichog)
Lineage: Eukaryota; Metazoa; Chordata; Actinopteri; Cyprinodontiformes; Fundulidae
Gene: wasf3b
Product: WASP family member 3b
Exons: 9
Coding region: 135-1616 (493 amino acids)
Biological process (GO): positive regulation of Arp2/3 complex-mediated actin nucleation; actin cytoskeleton organization
Cellular component (GO): SCAR complex; cytoskeleton
Molecular function (GO): actin binding; protein kinase A regulatory subunit binding; Arp2/3 complex binding
Source: RefSeq, a predicted model, not a curated record
UUCCCCGGAGUGGCCAGACGGGCUGGGGGGGACACAGGAUGGCAGAGCUAGUAGGAGUAACUAACGGGACAUGCGGACGGAGUGAUUUCUUCUAAUAUUUCAAGUUCUGGUCGUGGUCGGCGCGAGGCCUCGCCAUGCCGCUGGUGAAGAGGAACAUCGAGCCGCGCCACCUGUGCCGGGGGGCGCUGCCAGAGGGCAUCGGCAGCGAGCUGGAGUGCGUGAUGAACAACACCCUGUCGGCCAUCAUCCGUCAGCUCAGCAGCCUGAGCAAACAUGCAGAGGACAUAUUCGGCGAGCUGUUCAACGAGGCCAACAACUUCUACCUGCGCGCCAACUCGCUGCAGGACCGCAUCGACCGGCUCGCCGUCAAAGUCACGCAGCUGGACUCCACGGUGGAGGAAGUUUCUCUGCAAGACAUCAACAUGAGGAAGGCCUUUAAGAGCUCCACCACGCAGGACCAGCAGGUGGUGUCCAAGAGCAGCGUGCCCGUCCCGGUCAAAGAGAUGUACAACCUGAGCGACAAGCCUCCCCCCCUCACCAUCCUCACGCCUUACAGGGAUGAUCACAAGGAGGCCCUUAAAUUCUACACCGACCCCUCCUACUUUUUCGACUUGUGGAAAGAAAAGAUGCUGCAGGACACGGAGGACAAAAGGAAAGAGAAGAGGAAGCAGAAGCAGGAGCAGAGGCGCUGUGUGGACGGGACCCUGCAGAGGGAGGUGAAGAAGGUGCGCAAGGCCCGCAACCGCCGGCAGGAGUGGAACAUGCUGGCCCUGGAUAAGGAGCUGAGGCCCGACCACCGGCACACGAUCCACCGAGACAGAGCCGCCUCCUCUGAGGGAUCCAUGUCACCAGAAAACAGGGGUCACAGCGUGGAUCCGCACCACUACCCAAACAGCAUGAACCACGCGGGCCACGCCCACACCUACUCGGGCCCCCCGCCCAGCAUCCUGGCCGCCCAGAUGGCCGCGGGACACGCCGCGCGCGGAGGCGGCGAGCACGACGCCCGAGGCCGGACCAUGAUGGCCUACCAGGGUGGGACGCUGGGUCGCCCCCACCACCACCAAGCUCCUCUGCCUCCUCCCCCGGCGGAGGCCAUGAACGGCGGCUCCAUGUCUCUGCCACCGCUGGACUACAGUAUGGAUGGUUAUGCCAACACUGGGCCUCCCCCGCCUCCCCCCGCCCCCCUCAUACCUUCUGCCCAGACGGCCUUCGCCUCACCACCCGGAGGUCCCAUGUCGCCCGGCCCCUUGGCCGUCUCCGCCGGCUACGCUCCGCCUCCGCCGCCUGUGUCUGGGGCCCAAGCGGCUCCGCCUCCCCCCGGUCCCCCGGGGCCACCGCCUCCCCCCGUUCCAGCCGGUGCCUCCCACUCCGCCUCCUACAAGAUGUCUUCCUCGGCGCAGGCUGAGCACGCAGCGGUCAGCGAUGCUCGCAGUGACCUGCUAGCUGCUAUACGUAUGGGCAUCCAGCUGAAGAAAGUGCAGGAGCAACAGGAGCAGCAGGCUAAGAGAGAACCUGUCGGAAACGACGUGGCCACCAUCCUGUCGCGGCGCAUCGCCGUCGAGUACUCCGACUCGGAGGACGACUCGGAGCUGGAGGAGAACGACUGGUCCGACUAACGCCCAGAACAACACGGGAUCGCUGCUGAAAACACGGCCAAUCUCACGCUCCCCCCUGAACAGAUCCCACUGUGACCCAUCCACAGGCCAGCAGAGACCCCGUGCUCUGCUGGAGAACACAGAAGCUGCACCUGAACACAAUCACAUGCUGUAGCGCUGACAUGAUAAGCUGUAAGGUCUAGAAACUGGAAAACGUUGGGAUGUAUGCAAAAAAAACAACACUGUACGUGAACUUAAAAUAUCGAGUAAUGCUGACCACUCUGUAACCACUGAGCUUCAUUAUGAUACUCACCCUAGUAAAUGUUCCUCUAUUAUAACACUAUAACGCACCGUGUGAAGGUGA